GUAGCUAAAUCUUUUGUCAUCUACUAAGAUGAAGUGAUACUUUGAUGAUGGUUGCAUGAUUUUAAUCCAAGUUGAUUUUAUUAACGUUAUGCCGCGACGUUAAUGAAUUGUUUUCUUGUCACUUAUUAUUAUGUUUGUUGGUGAUAUAUGUAUGCUUUGUCGAUGGUGUCGGAAGUAUAUAAGUAUGAUUUCAAUUACUUGUCUAUGAGUAGUUGGUGCUAGUUCAUGGUGUGAUAGUAAACAACAUAGUAAUAAUAGGAAGUAAUUUGUUAAAUGGGAUUAGCGGUUGAUGGUGUCACGUUAGUUUCAUGUAGGCAUGAUUGUUAAUUUAUAGCCAAAACAAAUUGAUUAAUUGGGUAGAUUAUAUUAAACGUUGGUGCUGCCAGUUUUCUAUGACUGAACUAGUUAGUUAAUAGAAUUGAAUAGAUUUAUAAGCUUGUCGGCCACCAAGUAAGUUUCUUUAUUCGAAUCUAGGUUAUCUUGUCAACAUAUUUGAAUUGGGUCCUAAUUUAAAUGCAACCGGAGUUAAUGUGUCAUGGAGUCGAAAGUAGAUGAUCUUUUAAUUAAUAUUGAUAUUAAAAACUCUCUUUUCGUUUAAUUCUUCGGAAUUACUAAUUUUAUUAAUUAACUAACUUUUUCAAAAUCCAAUAUGACGGGAGUCUUUAAAAUCCAAAGUUUUUUUUAAACUACUUAAAACUCGCUUACUCUUAAUUAGUCUCUAUGGAUUCGACCUGGACUUACCUUUAAACUAUAUUGCAUACGAACGGGUCCACUGCCCGAGAGUGUGUAGUAGUCAGUUCGAGGGUAUUUCUUGUUUAUAAAUUUAAGACUAGAUUUUACACAUUAGGACCUAAAGUAGAACUUUAGGAGUUGAUGGCCAGGGGUUAAGUGGCAAUUAAGCAUCCCUAAUUGUCAUUCAUCUGCACCAUUACGUGAUUGAAAUCCCAUAGUCGCCCCCUUCCCUCUUCCAUAGCUAUCCUUCAUCGAAUUCUUCCGUUUCGUGGUGUUUCAAGCAAGUUUUGUUAAGAUCUUGGAUUCCCUAAGUCAUUUACAGGUAAUACAGGUUGUCGGGAGCACUUAGCAAGCACUGUAAGAUACUACUCAUAACUGGUUGGUAAGCUGUACCGAGGAUAUUCAAGAUUGAGCUAGGCGAAGGUUAGCUUGGUGAGACUUGGGUAGAAAGAAUAAAGAAGCUUAGCAAAGACAUUUAUUGCAUAGACUUCCUUAUAGCCUUAUGUUUUCGACUAUUUUAAUUAUGUUUAAGACUUGUAAUAAUGGGCAUUUAUGUUGGUGUCAUACAUGGAUUUACUUUAAUUAUUUUGAUGAUGCUUAAUGGUAACACCAAUUUUAAAGGUACCAUCCGUUACGGAUGGGGCAGAUUUCAAAAGUGAUCCUUUCCGCUUAUUUUAAGCGCCGUUUGGCAAAGUUUUUAAAAAUUCAAGUUUUUAUACGACGGGUGUUACAAGUUGGUAUCAGAGAAAUGGUUUAAGUGAACCAAAAUUUGACCAAGACCUUAGGAUUUUGGACUUCAACCGUAUGAGAUAUGAUAGGCUUAAGUAGUGAUGCUUCAGCUUUAUGAUGAAAUGCCUCUAGGACGGGUUGGGAUGAAUGUGAGUGUAGGUUAGAGGCUUGAAUAUGUUAUGAUGUAUUUAUGUUGCUAAGUAGGCCUUUACCUUUCUUUGAUUUCACUCGAUUCAUCUCUAAUCAUCGUCAUUUUGUUGUAGACAAAAUGGUUAACACUCGUGCUAAUAGUCAACGUGAUGGAGCUGUCACUAGUAAUGCUCCUAAUAACCAAAACGGGGUUGGAAAUCCGGGCAACCAACCGCCUAUUCGAAGGCCUUAUCCCGGUGAACAACCCACUAGAUCCAAAAUUGAAUGAGCAAACCCGGUUAUUGAGCAGGUUCUGACUCAAGCCCAAAUGUUUGAAGAAAUAAGGGCAAUGCGAGCUCAACUACAAAAGAACUGAACAAGAACUUGCCCUAGUGAGAGCUGAAAAGGAAGCUAGCUUGCAUCGGGAUGAGCAUACUGAUGGAAACUAUUCCAACCACUCAAACCGUGCCGAACCAUCCAUUGUAAGGUCACCGGUUGCUCCAGAAAAUGUUGUUGUUGAUGGAAAUAGUGUUGGAAAUGUAGUGGAGCCUUGUGUUUUGGUUGCUCCUCGUGCUAAUAAGUUUAAGUAUGAGAGCUUUCAGAAGUGUGGUGCUGAAGCGUUUGAUGGAACUCAAGAUGCUGUGGGUGCCAUGGAAUGGUUGGAUGAUAUCGAGGAUGUGUUUGCUUCAUGUUAUUGCCCUGAAGAUAUGAAGGUAUUGUGUGCUUCCCGUAUGUUAAUGAAGAAUGCUCGUAAUUGGUGGAGGGCUACUACCGUUUAUUUGACUCCCGAGGUGCUAGCUGUUAUGACUUGGGGAACAUUUAAGGAGAAUUUUUUGGAAGAAUAUGUGGGUACUCUUGAGUUGAGAAGGAAUUCAGAGCUUUAACCGCUAAGCCCGACGCCAUAACUGAGUAUGCUCACUCAUUUAUGGAAAAGCUUAAGUUUGUUGGUCAUUUGGUUCGUAGAGAUGUUGAUCAGGUUGAAGCUUACUGUGAUGGUCUCCCUGCUAGCUAUCGUGGUCUUUGUAGGCAACAUAUUACAUUGUCUGCUACGAUUAAGGAGUCCAAGAGGCUGGAUGAUGACUUCAAGAGUGAAAAGGUUGCAGUAAAAGCUAAUGAUGACAAGCAAUCAGGUUCAAAAAGGAAGCAUGAUGGAUCAAAUGGGUCGAAUAGGAAGUUCAAGAAAGGUUCAUCUUUAAGGGGUGGGGGCAGCAAUAAUGGAAAGCCGAAGAAUUGGUGUGAUACUUGUAAAGUACCUCAUUCGGGUCCAUGUUCAGAGAAAACCCAAAGGUGUGAUACUUGUGGUGGUACGGGUCAUCCUGCUUCAGAAUGCAAAGAUAAGCCAAAGUGUUACCGGUGUCACCAAACUGGUCAUUUCAUCAAGGAUUGCCCACAAGAAAAAAAUGAUGGAAAGAAGACGGCUACCCAAAAGCCUAAAGCUCGAGCCUUUCAGAUGAUAGUUGAAGCUGCCAAGGAUAACGAUGAGCAGCUUUGAAGAGAUUAGAGGAACACCAAGAUAACGAACCGAAAGUUGUCCUUCUUCAAAAGGAAUAAUGCACGAGAUUGCUUGCUUAGUAUGCUCCGGAACAUUGCAAAAGAAAGAUGUACUCUUAGCUAAACUUGGCGUUAAACCAGAAGCCUUAGUGAAAGAACGAAGACCCUCCAUUAAGACUUUGGCCGAAUGCAAGUCACCCCGAGCAAAGAGAAACAAAUCAUCUGCAAAACAAAGAUUAGUAAUAAACUCCUCUUUACAUUGGUUAUGAUACCGAAAUUGAGGUGACUCCCUGAUCUUUUUCUUUAAUAGCAAAGACAGCACCUCCAUCACGAGUGUGAACAAGUAUGGUGAUAGAGGGUCACCUUGUCUUAACCCCCUUUUGCCUUUAAAAAACCCAUGAAUAUUGCCAUUUAUGCUAAAAGAGAAUGAUACCGUGAGUUACACACGUCAUAAUCCAGUUCACCAUUACCUGAUGAAAACCGAAAGCCUCUAAUAUAGCCCUUAAAAAUUUCAAUCAACUGUAUCAUAAGCCUUCUGUAUAUCCACUUUAAAAGCGCACCUAGGCGACCCAACAUUUCUAUGGUAAUUAUGCAUUAAUUCUUGUGUGAGCAAAAUGUUGUCAGAAAUCCUUCUACCCGGAAUAAAUGCUGAUUGGUUUAUGUCAACAAUAUCAUCAAGACAAUCCUUAAUUCUAUCAGUUAUGAUUUUACUAAUGCAUUUGUAAAGAACAUUGCAGCAAGAGAUUGGUCUAUAAUCAGUAACCGUAGAAGGGGUAGUAACCUUAGGA
Molecule: messenger RNA, 3869 nt
Organism: Erigeron canadensis
Lineage: Eukaryota; Viridiplantae; Streptophyta; Magnoliopsida; Asterales; Asteraceae
Exons: 4
Coding region: 2516-3082 (188 amino acids)
Molecular function (GO): zinc ion binding; nucleic acid binding
Source: RefSeq, a predicted model, not a curated record